This is a messenger RNA of Labeo rohita (rohu), 5091 nucleotides long. It is a transcript of the gene arid3a, whose product is annotated as AT rich interactive domain 3A (BRIGHT-like). The record is from RefSeq and is a predicted model, not a curated record. Gene Ontology annotation, cellular component: nucleus. Gene Ontology annotation, molecular function: DNA binding. The transcript is spliced from 9 exons. The coding region runs from base 525 to 2108 and encodes 527 amino acids. Lineage: Eukaryota; Metazoa; Chordata; Actinopteri; Cypriniformes; Cyprinidae. Gene Ontology annotation, biological process: regulation of transcription by RNA polymerase II.
CCUAUUUUCCUGUUUCUGUUGACUGUGUGGGAAAUACAUUACCUCUCUGGCGAACAAUCACAAUUCGGGAGGUUUAAUAAGUUUUAAUUUAUGUCGUUAUGUUGUUUGAAGUUGAUCAUAUGAUGAUGUGUUUGUCUGGCAGUGUUGGUGUCUGUGUAUUUUACAGACAUCAGAAUAAACACUCGACACAUACACAUAUAGUAACUGCCAUCAGGCACGCGAUGUAUACAUGCAAAUAAGUGUACAUCCCCGGGUUGUUUGGUUUUUUUCUUCUUUUUUUUUUUUUUUUUUUUUUUUUUUUCCAUUUCAACAACUUGGAUGAAGUUUUGAUAAGGUAGGCCCCUGUGUCUGGGGGUCAUCUUCCCCAGCUCUCUGCUGGUGUCCGUUGAGUAGAAGACCAGCACUUCCUGUUUCCUGAAGCCCUGCCUUCUGGAUCAAGUUUAUAGAAAGUGGUCCAGUCUGUUUUCGGCUGUGUGGGGAAAAGUGAAGUGGCCAGAAUCUUAGCGUGCCUUGUUUCCUAGGAAAUGAAGCUGCAGGCGGUGAUGGAGAACCUGCACAGACAGCAGAGAGCCAAACUGCUGAUGGAGCAGGCGGGGCAAUCGCACAGCCCCGCCCCCACAGGGGAGGAGCUGAAAACAAUUUCCGCCUCUGAGACGGAGCAGGCGCAGAUAGCGGCGCUAGCAGCAAUGCGCGCGGUAGCAGCUGGACUUCAGAGGGCCGACAGCCCCAUGUCUGAACGCAGCAGUGGAGGGGAUGAAGAUGAUGAAGAGGAUGAAGAGGAAGGGGAGGAGCAAUACAAAGAUAUGAUGGGGUCUGAGGAGGAAGAGCAGAUAAAACAGAAAUGGGAUGAAGAUGACUUUGAGGGUGAGAUGGAGGAUGACUAUGACGACGAUCUAGGUGACGAAGGGCUACCGUCGGGCCGUGAGGCUGUCACCCCAGGCAGAGGCAUCCUCCUCCUACCCCACCGCCAUUUACACCCUCACUCCCAGCUGCUUAAGGCUCGGCCUGGUUCUGAAAGCGAACCGCGGGCGUUGACUCACUCUGCUCAUUCAUCCCAUGGGCCGCUCCAUGGACAGGACCACGCAGACUGGACCUAUGAGGAGCAGUUCAGACAGCUCUACGAAUUGGACAGUGACCCAAAGAGGAAGGAGUUCCUGGACAAUCUGUUCAGCUUUAUGCAGAAGAGAGGGACCCCAGUGAACAGGAUUCCCAUCAUGGCCAAGCAGGUGCUGGACCUCUACAUGCUGUACCAGCUGGUGACAGAGAAGGGGGGGCUGGUGGAGGUCAUAAAUAAAAAGUUGUGGAGGGAGAUCACGAAGGGCCUGAACUUGCCGACCUCCAUCACCAGUGCUGCCUUCACUCUCAGAACGCAAUAUAUGAAGUAUCUGUAUCCUUACGAAUGUGAGAAGAGGGGACUCAGCAACCCCAAUGAGCUGCAGGCAGCCAUCGACAGUAACCGCAGAGAAGGACGCAGGCAGGGUUUCGGCAGCUCGCUCUUCACCUAUUCGCCCAACGGGACACCCACAAUGCUCUCCUCUCCCAAACUCUCCAUGCCUCCCAUGGGCAUCACCCUGCCCAGCAACGGAGCCUCAGUCUCAUCCUUACAGAAAAUUAAGAAAGAGGAUGACGGGGCUCAGACCCGUCUACCGGCAUCUCUGGCCACUCACUCGGUAGCUGCAGCCCAGGCUGCAGCUGCGCAAGCGGCCACCAUCGCACAGGUAGCUGCGCUGGAGCAGCUUCGGGACAAGCUAGAGUCUGGCGAGCCCCCAGAAAAGAAGAUUGCACUACCACUGGAGGAACACCAGCGGCUACUGCAGAGAGCCCUUCAGCACAACCUGCUGGCCAUGACAGCGCAGAUCCCCAUGAACAUCCGCAUCAACAACCAAGAGAGCAGACCAGACUCCGCCAUGAACCUGACCACCAAUGGCCUAAACAGCAUCAGCAUGUCGGUGGAGCUCAAUGGAGUCGUCUACACUGGUGUUCUGUUCGCUCAGGCCGCGGCGCCGACCUCAUCGGGGACAUCUAGCAAAUCUUCUGCAGGCAACAACGGGCCUCAAUCUGUUCACCACACACCUACCUCAUCCUCCUCCAACAACCAAUCGCCUUAGCACCUCAGACUCUCUCCGUCAGUGCAAAACCAAAGCCAAAAAACCUCAGUUACUACAGAAGAUAUGCCAAAAAAACAGUGCAGGAAUAACUGAAUCGUUCUCAACUUGAAGUACACUAGCUCAGGUCUUUUAUUUACACUCUCCUUUGUUCAGGAGUCAAAAGAAAUCUAAAAUAACAACAGAGUUUAUUAUAAAGAUAAUGAUGAUAUAAUGUAUAUGCAAAACCUGUGAAUAAUUUAUUUCUCUUUCUGUGAGCACACUGUCCGGCGUUAACAAGGCAGUAGGAUUCUGCUUUUUAGGUUUUAUAGUCUCUGACUGACAGAAGCUUUUCGUCUAUUGGCAAAACCAUAACAAUAGUAUUAUUGUUAUAAUGUGUGAUGCAAACAGCUUAAGGGUCUGAACUAAUAAUAUAUUGUUGUAGAUUUUAUUUUCUCUAUCUAUGUAUCUGCAGUGCCUUGUGAAGGUUUUUCCUUAGCACAGUUUGAAUGCGCUGUUGACAGGCGAAUGCCUGAACUUCAGCACAGACACAAUACAAAGUGCGUAAUUGUCAGUGCAAGUAUUCAACCGUUUGGUUUCCUAUCCCAGAGCUUGAUAUCAGUCAGUGAAGAUUCAUUUUUAAAAGGAUAGUUCACCCAAAAAAUAAACAACUGUCAUCAUUUAUUCUGAACAGAAGAACAAUAUCUUCUUUUGUGUUCAACAAUAUAUUAAUACAGGUUUGGAACAACCUGAGGGUGAGUAAAUAACAGAAUUUUAAUUUUUGGGUGAACUGUCCCUAAGGAGCUGAUGUACACUUGCUGUUUUCAUGUGCAUCUGCUGGAAACCUUUGGAGGCCGCAUUCUCCAUAAGCCUCGCAAAGGUUGCAGAGGUAUUGCAGAGUCCGAACGUACCUGGAUCUUCCGCAGUCCACACUGUUUUUUUUUGUUUUUUUUUACCCAUAGUUGCUCUUAAGUAUAAGCAGAAAGAGUUGAGAGGUUGUUUUACUUGCGUUCGUGUAUUUUUGCGGAGCUUUCUCUCAAAAAAUAUUGCAGUUUGACUCAAAGCAUGACAGUAUAAUAAGAUUUGAACAAACAAAUCAUCUUGUGUUUGAUUAUUACACUAACUGGAGAUUCAGUUUGUCACUUCAUCAGGCGUUUUAGCUUCAUGCGGUUUUGAGGGGUCCAGUGAUGCUGCCGGUGCUUCAUCAUGUAGGGCAGUUUCUGGUUAUGUACUGCACUUUGUAUUUUUAACACAGAAGCCAACAGUGCAAAUCAGAGGCAGUUCUAUUUACAGGAUGUUUUAAAAGUUUCUUGAGAAAGAUGAAAUAUUCUCUUGUGGAAUGUGGUUUCCUGUGUUUAUAAUAAUCGAUAAUCAAUCUCAUCAACUGUUUUGGUCAGUAAGAAUAUCUUUUAUCAACAUGUAGCUACGAUUUAGGAAUUAUGUCAAGCCCUUCUAGCAUUACACUGUAUGCAAGGUCAAAAUACCCACUUGGUGGGCAUCUUGGCUCUUUUUUUUGACACAAACAGGGUUGUUUAGCAACUACUGUCUUCGCUCAUAUGAAGUUGAAUGACGUUUCAUAGAUGAGAGAUGCUCCAUGCUUAAAGGAGAGGUCCACUUCCAAAACAAAGAUUCAAUGUAAUAUACUCUUUCUUCAGUCAUAAAGAAAUUGUUUUUUGAGUAAAACAUUUCAGCAUUUUUCUCCAAAUAAUGGACUGCUUUGGUGCCCUGAUUUUGAACUUUUAAAAUGCAGUUUAAAUGUGACUUCAAACGAUCCCAAAUGUGGUUGUAAACAAUCCCAGCUGAGAAAAAAGAGUCUUAUCUAGCGUAACGAUUGGUUAUUUUCAUAAAAAUAAUACAAUUUAUAUACUACUUAAUGUCAAACGCUUGUCUUGUCUUACUGCCUGGACUGUUUUUUCCGGUUCAUGACAGUUAGAGUGUGUCGAAAAACUCCCAUCUCAUGUUCUCCCUUAACUUCAAAAUCGUCCUAUAUCGCUAUUUUACCUUUUUUAUUAAAGAUGUUUGAUCUUCUUUGCAUGUUCACUUUGCAAAGACUGGGUUGGAAUAUCUGCAGCGAUGUAGGAUGAUUUUGAAAUGAUUUUUGAAGUUGAGGGAGAAAAUAUGAUUGGAGUUUUUCGACAUACCCUAACUGUCUCGAGUCAGAAUACACAAAGUUCAGGCAGAGUAAGACAAGACGAGUGUUUGAGUUUAAAAAAUCUUAAUGAAAAAUGUAUUUUUUUAAUGAAAAUAACCAAUCGUUUCGCUAGAUAAGACUCUUCUUCCUCGGCUGAGAUUGUUUACAACCGCAUUUAGGAUUGUUUGAAGCCACAUGUAAACUGCGUUUUGGACGUUCAAAAUCGGGGCACCAUACAGGUCCAUUAUAUGGAGAAAAAUCCUGAAAUGUUUCCUUCAAAAAACAUAAUUUCUUUACGACUGAAAAAAGAAAGACACGAACAUCUUGGAUGACAAGGGGGGGAGUACGUUAUAAGUGAAUCUUUGUUGUUCUCCUUUAACUUAAAGGCUUGGUUUUUAUCCAAAACAGCUUGCAGGUACAAAUGCCUUGAUCCCUUACAUGAACUCUGACUUUGCUUUUGCAGCCAAGAUCCUUAACCAACUGUUAAUGCUCACUCUUAAAGCGAUGCAUAUAACCUGUAAUUAUUCACAAGGACCACAGUUCCCGUACAGAAAACAGUCUAGCAAAUAUUUCCGUUUCUGUCUAUGUUGUACGAUUUUUAUAGUUUUUAUUUUUCUGUUGAAAUAAGGACACCUCAUUAUAACACACUCAAAGUCAUUACUGCCAGAAUCUCUACCUCAGAAACUCAUUUAUCAGCUAAGUUUCGUUUUCAAGCCUUGUCAGUUUGUCACUUUUCACAUGGAUCUACCAGCUCUGAGGUAGAACAGGGCAUAUAUAUAUAUUCACUUUCAUUCUGAGAGUUUGACUUUUUAACGUAUUAGUCAUGAUAUCCAGCCCCUUUUUGCUUGUAACUGUAAAAACGCCACUUUUUUUUUU